This is a messenger RNA of Astrephomene gubernaculifera, 3028 nucleotides long. The record is from the annotation of a GenBank genome assembly. NCBI's taxonomy places the organism in Eukaryota, Viridiplantae, Chlorophyta, Chlorophyceae, Chlamydomonadales, Astrephomenaceae.
AGGUUAUUAGCGAGAGGCUGGGCCGUUGCACUCCUUUCGUUAGCAACUUAAAAAUGGAUGGGAAGCAAAAAGCUACCGGUAGCCUGCCCCCAGAGCACGAUGACAUUUACGCAGCGGUGUUCAACCUGGUUGGGCAGCAACGCAAUGAGACAUACGAGGACUUGACGAAGGUCCUUCCUUCCAUAAAGGACAAGGAUCCAGCCGAGCUUAAGGAGCUGGCGGCCAGGCAAGCCCUGCGUGAAAUGUUCAAGCCGUCGGUGGAUCCCCUGCGGGUGGAGUAUGAGCAAGCUGCAGCCGAUGAGGACGUGGACGACUUGUCCACUGAAGAGGGCGACUGGAUUGGUGCCAGCGUGAAAACUGGGGCGGAAGACGACGAGGAAGUUGAUGAGCACGGCAUUCCCAUCGUUAAGCUUUCGCGUGCCAGCAGCAACUUCAUCCUUGACGGCCCAGGCGACGUGAAGGUCGAUAAUUUCACUCCUGAGCUUGAAGAGGAAGCCGGCAACGCCAACCCAGAUGCGAACUCCGCCCCAACAGUGCCCCAAAGCGCCCCCAAAGGCGACUCCAGCAACCCCAGGGUGCCAGGUGGUGCUCCUACGGGCUCUUCUUCCGCCACAUCGACAUCACCAUCAUCUUCGUCGACACCCGCAGCAGCCGCUGCUACUCCUGCUGCUGCUGCAGCCACGACCUACGUCCCUACCCUUCUCGCCAGGGCUCGCAGGUCAACGGCAGGUGGAGAGGGCGCGACUGCCGCACCCACAACAACAGCGGCAGCAGCAGCCAGCACAGGCCGCGGUUCAUCCGCAGCUGCUGCACCACCUGCUGUGGUGACGCUAGAGGAUGAGAUUCGCGCGCUAAGGGCGCUGAAACACCCUAAUCGUGAAGCACCAGGAGUGGGUCAGGCGGAGCGUUGUGGCCGUGAGGCUGCUGGGGCCGAAGACGACGAUGGCGAUGAGGAUCCGGAGGUCAUCCUAGAGCCUUCCAGCCCCCGGAUGUCAAUGCUACUGCCGCCGGCACCGCUGCCGGUGGAAGGGAAGAGCCAUGCAACGUCGGCAGCAGCAGCAGCGGGUGUGGAGGCAGAUGGCAGCAGCAGCGGCGAUGACGACACCCUUGGCCGCAGCAGCAGCGAUGUUGACAGCAGUGGUGGGAGCGGUGCGGUCGUAAGGGAUGGCGCGGGGCAGGUGCCUGAGGGGCCAAGCUGCCUGCCGGGGCAGUGUCAGGACUCCUCCUCCGCCGCCUCCGAGGAGGCUCUGUGGCGGGCGCUGCAGGGGGUGGACCCGCGGGCGCUGCUGGAGCACAUGGGGCUGGCGGGGGGUGAGGGGGAGGAGGGGGAAGGGGAGGGGGACGGGGAGGGGGAAGGGGAGGAGGGAGCAGCAGACGAAUGCGUAGGUGGUGGUGGUGAGGACAGCUGUCAGGCAGCACAACAACAGCAGCAGCAGCCACGCCUGGUGCAGCCGGGUGAGGAAGCGACACAGCAGCAGGGGCGGCGGGAGCAGCAGCAACAGGAUCCCACUGAGCUGGCGGAAACGCCGCAGGUUGGAACUCCUGCUGCUGCUGCUGCUGCUGAGGCGGAUGCUCAGGGUAGACCUGAAGCCAUGGCAGGCGGAGAGGGCGCCGGCGCAGCAGCAGGGGUAGGAGGAGGUGAGGGCAGCAGUGCAGGGACCGCGGCAGGCGGCAGCGGGGAUGCUGCCGCAGUGGCGGGGCGCCCCGGGGAGGGGGCUGUCAGUGGAGGGGAGGGACGAGAAGGAGGAGCGGCCGGCAGUGGCGGUGAAGCCGGCUGCGGUGGUGUUGAGGUUCCUGCGGUUGCUAAGACGGCUCCUAAGACAACGGAAGCAGCAGCGGCAGUAGCGGCCGUAGCGGCUGUGGCGGCAGGGACGGAUGUGCAGGCGAGGACGGAGGCAGCGUCGCAAUCCGAGCAGCAGCAGCAGUCGCAGUUGGUGGUGGUGUCCUCUUCACGUGCGGGCGGGAGUGGCGGUGGUGGUGGCAGCGGUGGUUGCCGUGGCGGCGGCGGCGGCGGCGGGACGUCGGAUGGCCCCACCUAUGAGGAGGUGGAGCCCUUCAGCUUGGACCCUGACUUUGACUACGAUAACGUGGUCCUCACGCCGCGCGAGUUCCCCUACUCGCUGCUGUCGACCCGGUGGGGGGCGGCGGGGGCGCCGGCAGGCGGCCCGGCAGCAGCAGCAGCGGCGGGGCAGCGGUGAAGGGCCCGGCAGGCGCUAGUUUCUGGACGUCCUAAGCUUUUUUAUUUAUGCUGGGGUUUAUGUGGGUUGGACGGACGAGGAGGGAGGGGGCAGGGUGUUGGGGCGUUUGCCGCUGCCGUACCGGUAUAUAAUCGCACAUCGCGUGAGCUGGUUGGGAAUCGUUGGGACGUGUUUGUACAACUGAAUGUGUAGGUUUCCUUCUCCUCUGUCCUGGAAUCUGUUUUCCUGGAAUGGCUUGGAAACUGGCAACCGUGCGUAAUUAAGUGUGUGAGUCGUUGCUGAAUGUACGAACAUGACGCGGGAUAGCGUAAGAUACAUUAUUAUAUGUUCUUUUACACUGGAACAUCGGAGGGAUUUGCGGAAAGGUCCCAUCCACAGCACCAUCCACAGCAAACACUCAUGACAAAAAAUGCAUACAUUGCAUCAAGGUUUUGUUCAAAUGGAUCGGGUUUCGUCUCACUGCAUGCCGAUUGAGUUUUAACAACACUGUUGCCUCGCCACUGCACCGUUUCACGGCUCUCAGCAAGGAGACAACCUUUUGCAUCACCUGACAUCUAUUAUGUCCUCAUUUCCUGAUGACCCGCGGAAGCCCCAACGGAUCGCAUGUAGGACGGGUACACGUCAGCUUCCCACCCUCCUAUCUCAGCGUUCCACCACCGGCUCACCGUCUCCACAUCGGAAAAACACACACGUUCAUACCCUGUUUGGCAAACACAAUGCACUCUACACUCACCGUCACACCAUCGCUGUCCUUACGCCAGGUCAUAGCUAGGUCGUAACCCCGCUUCGUCCCCCUAAUCUCCAUCCCCCAAAGUAAAGUAUGCACGGCA